Molecule: messenger RNA, 4107 nt
Organism: Xyrichtys novacula (pearly razorfish)
Lineage: Eukaryota; Metazoa; Chordata; Actinopteri; Labriformes; Labridae
Source: the annotation of a GenBank genome assembly
CACGGUUAAAUUUCUAAAAAGGUGCUCCGUCAGGUUUUUCUCCGUCAGAGGAUCAUUCAGAGGGUUCAGUUUUAGGUUUUAUCCACAGGAAGGGAGUCCGGGGGCGCCUCUGAGUCCACCAACACUUCACUCUUUGCUUUGCUGAGAUGAAUUUAACACUUUGUUUUGUAAAGAUUUCAGGAUUUUAGACGAGUGAAUUAUCACUUUUGAGGAAACCCCGAAUCUUGUUUUAUUCAUACUCUGUGUUCGAGUCCCGGCAGUGAUUCACCUACUGAUCUCUGCAGCCGUUUUUUUAGAUCUCUUGAGGUUCAGACAUGUUUAUCUUCAUGUUUUAAACUGAUCACAGCGUCUUUGUGUGGAUUAUUGAAAACAUUAACUCACUGACUGCACCUUUAAGAGCUUCUCGUGUGUCUGUUUCAUUGUGUUUAUACUGGGCUGUCAGUUUGUCCCCCUGAGGCAGCUGGGAGUGUUUAACUGGAAGCUCCGCCCUCUUUUCUCCCGCUGCUUCACUUCCUGAUCUUCACCCUCUGAGCAGACUCGACUCACUAACUUCUGUGCGGAGAAAAGCAGAACAGAGUGACAGUGAAGAGCAGCAGAGAGACUGUAAGUACAAAAAAAACAUGAAGGAGUCAGAGCAGAAACCUCGAUAAAAAGGAGGAAAGUUUUCUACGUCGUCUUCUGUGAGAAACCUGAGAGUCAGUUCGAUCUGUGGUUUGAAAACAGGCGUUCAGAUUUUAAAGUACAAACCUCCCAAACCUGAAGAGCAGCAGAUCAUGUCCUGAAACAGUCACACCUUUUUAAAAACAUAAAGCUUCAUGUGAUCCUCGAGAAUAAUUCACCUGGAGAGAUUUUUAAAGCUCCUGUGGGUGAUUUUGUGAAAAAAGCUGAAAUAAACACAAACCAGAACAACAGCAACACUAGUUUUAUCAUGUCGUAGUUUUUAAUACUUGAGACUUUUCACAUUUUUCACACUUUUAAAAAGUCACAGCAGUAAUCGUCAAACAUGAUAAUGAAGUUUUGUUGUUUGAAUCUUUAUGUGACUUUUAUUUCUCAAAAUUUUCUGUCAUUUUUUUCACCUCAGACAGAAGAUCAGCCGUCCUGGUUUUGGGAAAUCAGCGUUUUCUUCUCGUAGACGACGAACUUCACGUUGAUCUUCUGAGAGAGUAAAACAGGAAGAUGGAGGAUUCGUUCGAUUACAGACUCCUCGUCCCUCAAACCGACCCUGAAGACGAACUCUCCGUGAGUCUGACGUCGUUCUCGCUCCUCUACAGUCAGCGCAGAGAUCGUCUCCAGAGAGUCUCGGAGAGCUUCGCUCUGACGGCGGCUCGUCUCCAUGGAGACCCUCCUGAGAAUAAAACAGCCCGGGUCGUGUUCGCCGUGUUCGGAGGAGCUCUGGGCGCGGGCUGUGGGGUCAUGUCUGGAGGGGUUUGUGAGAUUUUAGGGGCUAUAAGUGCAACAACCGUCAACAGGAUCUGCGGUCAGAUCAACGCGGUCGGUGCGACCGUUGGUUUCUUCGGCAGCGUGUUGGGCGGAGUCAUCGGGGGAGUCUUUUGUGGAGCGAUCGGAGGAGCGAUCGGAGCUACAGCUGGACCACCUGACAGCCCAGUUCACGACGUUACACGUGACGUCGUCUGGUUCACCGUCGGCGGUGUGACCGGAGGUGCAAUCGGAGCUACUUUUGGGGGGACGGUUGGAGCAGCAGGCGGGGCAGUGGGCGGGGCUUUCGGGGGGGUUUGUGCCACUAAGUUUACGGUCUUCUUAGCUGGAAGCAUCUUUGGACGCUUCAGUGGAAACAAAGACUUCAACAGACAGAGUCAGAUGUUCAAGAACCAGAAGGUGAUCCAGGACUCUGCAGGAGACUUUAGAGAAACCUUCAAACCUCUGCUGGAGGAGAUGAGAACCAUCAAGUCCAUAAACCAGAAGAUGUCGGACAGAGAGGCUGUGCAGAGCGUCGCCACACAAAUCGAGAAGACUCUGGACGCCGUGAUAACUCUGGAAAUAACUCUGAGUGACUCUCAGAGAGCUACAGAUCUGCACAAGUUUGUCUCCAGUGUUGACGAGGCGGCGAGACAAAGCAGGAAAACCACAGAGGAGCUUCAGACGACGAGCGAGGAGGUGGAAAAACUUUUGGGAUCAUUGAGGAAACACUAAGAAGUGAAGAGAGACCUGGAUGAGACUGGAGGAGCGCAGACAGAAAUAAAACCGACAGACUCGAGUCUCCAAACCUGUUCUUCCCAGCCCUCCUGAAGUUUUAAGGACAAGUGGACCUCAGAGACCAAACCUGCAGACUGACUCGGCUACAGCUCUUAUUUUACAGUUUUUUUGGCAGCAGAAGGUUUUUAUAUUUACAGGGACUUCAAAAUAACAGAGCGUCUUUUUAACUUCAGAGUGCAGACGAGACAUUUCCAAAAAGAAAAGCCGCCAAAGGCUAUUUUUAUUUUUGUCAUUACGCCGUGAUCUAAGGAGUUCGUCCCUCUGGACUUCAUGUAGAUUAUUCAUAUUUAAGUAACAUUAAAAAAAAAGCACGGUUAUAUAAAGUUUCAGCUGGACUGAGGGGAGUUAUGUAAUAUCAAAGCUCGCCGCUGUAUCUGAUCCCACCGUCAGAAAAAACGUCCUGCACCGAGAGCGUCUCUGCAGAGCCGAGCGAAGGGUUCAACCAAAACCUGCAGCUGAAAUACUCCUUUAAAAAAUCCACGGGUGUUAAAUCCUCAGCAGAUGUCGUAAAUUUGUGGAUUUUCUGUCUUCUUCAGGGAAAAAUUGUCUUUUAAAAACUUACAAUCUGUUGUAAAAAGUGAGAAAUGUUCAAUAAAAGUUCUAAAUCUGAUUAAAUGUGAUAAUUUUUUCGCCUUCAGAGAUAAUCAGAAAUUAAUAAAUGAAGUUUGUGUCGGAUCAUUACUCCAGGAUGAUAAACUCGUCUGCAGAUUAUCAUCUUUCCACAUGAAGCAGCAGAGAAAAGUGAUAAUUGUGCUGCUGAAGUGUCUCAGUGUCGACGCUGAUUUAUGUAAACGUCUUAAUUUAGACCGAAAACUGAAAAAUCUCUUUAGUGUGAAAUCAGACAGUUUCACAUCCAAACAAACCAAAUCAAGUCAAGAUGAAGCUCUGAGGAAGAAAUUAUGAAAUUAUCAGUCAGCUCAUGUGUCGUAAAAAUGUGAUUAAUAUUGACUAUUAGCUGUUUAUCCAUUUAUGAAUUUUUAUACAGACAUAGAAAAUAAGGAGUUAAGGAGUGAAAAGCAGAGCUCAGAGUGUUCAGAGGGUCAUGUAAAAUUGUGACGUGUUUUUCUUAAAGCAGUUGGUAAACUUUAUCUACUGUCAGGCUUCAGUUUUGUAAGAACGAUUGAAAAAGGAGUGAAUCUAAACAGAUUUGUAAUUUUUCAUCUCUUUUAUUUUAUUUCCAACUCACAAACAAGACUACAAAAGAAUAUAAGCUUUAAGUCCAAGUCCAGAGUUGUGUUUAUCAGUAGAUUGUGACUAAAACUGUAGCUGACCUGAAUAAAUGUUUUUACUCACUUUUAUUUUAGUAAAAAAAAACUACAAGCUAAAAGUCCGGGGCGCUUUCGAAGCUCAAUUUUUGCGAAUUUCUCAGCAAUAAAUAUAUUUGUCCAAGUCCAGAGACUCAAUUUUAAAGAGAUGAUGAUUUUAAGAUCUCUCUUUAUCACUUAUUAAGUAUUUAGUUCCCUGUAUUUGUUGUGUUUUCUUUCAGUGUAAUGCAUAUUAAGACUAUUGAACUAAAUCAUGAAAGGUUCACAUGAAACACUGGAGUUAAAAGUCAUUUUAUUGAUGUAACAGACACAAGAAUAAUAAUUCUUUAAUUCUUCAUUAAUUCAUAGAUAUUUGAGACUUAGAUCAGCUUCUCUGACAGUCAUGCAAAUAUAAGUGUAAACAGAUCUUAAUGACAAAAUUCAGUAAAACCUUUUGUUUAUUUUUACUGUUUUAAAAGACAUCUGGGUAAAAUAAAGAGACAGAGUCACCAUGUGUUUGUGUGUUUUUUAUUUACAAAUAAAUAAAAGAAAACACUAUCGGAGACGGAAGACCCUGAAGCACUGAGCCAACAACACAACUCGACCAUGCUGUCCUCUGCCAUCCCACACAGCAGCAGGUCACCAGUCC